Molecule: messenger RNA, 6870 nt
Organism: Anarrhichthys ocellatus (wolf-eel)
Lineage: Eukaryota; Metazoa; Chordata; Actinopteri; Perciformes; Anarhichadidae
Gene: raph1a
Product: Ras association (RalGDS/AF-6) and pleckstrin homology domains 1a
Exons: 13
Coding region: 283-4134 (1283 amino acids)
Cellular component (GO): cytosol; plasma membrane
Source: RefSeq, a predicted model, not a curated record
UUGUGUUAGCGCUGUUGGGAUUCAGUGAGGCAGCAGGGGGAAAUCUGGGAUAUCUGGGGAAAGGGGAGUCGGUGAAAAAACCGGGACUAAACCGGCAGAAAUCCCCGACGAAGGCUUGACCGUCACACCGCGGGGUUUCCUACCGGACACUAGUCGUCUCUCUCCCCGCUGGUGGCUGCGGGUUUUCUCCCAGAAACCUGCCCUGGAUCCGCACAGGUGAUUGAAUUCCUCUCCACUCUCUGCUCUGUUGGAGCUGGACUGAGCUGAGUUAGCAGACCAAAGAUGGAUCAGCUGUCGGACGAGGAGGUGGAGGUCAGGGGGGAUGGGGAGGAGGAAGAGGAGGACAGCGACAAGGAGGACCAGGACCUGGAUAAGAUGUUUGGAGCCUGGCUGGGAGAGCUGGACAAACUCACGCAGAGUCUGGAUGACAGCCGCCCGGAGCAACCCCCGCAGCAGAAAGCUCCCCUCAGACAAGAGACCAACAUGGCCAACUUCUCCUACAGAUUCUCCAUCUACAACAUCAACGAGGCGUUGAAUCAGGGCGAGAACGUGGACCUGGACGCUCUCAUGGCGGACCUCUGCUCCAUCGAACAGGAGCUCAGCACCGUCAACGCCAAGCCCAACAGCAUCGGCAGCAUGGCUCGCCUGGGGUUGACCGACACCAAGGUCCGUCAGAAGCCUCCAGCCGGGCGCAGUAGCCGGCAGCAGCCAGCAGCAGCAGCAGCAGGAGGCGGCGGCAGCAGCGGUGGUGGUGGCGGAGGUGGUGGUGGUGGUGUCAGCAACAGUGUUAGCGGUGGAGGGGGCAGCAGCGGGGCGAGCAGCAGCAGCAGCAGUGCUAGAGCGUCCCCUGCCGGCACUGUCAGAGCUCCCGCCGGGCAUCCUGGGAGAGCGGCACUGGCUUCCAACUUCAGUCUUGACGACAUCACCGCCCAGCUGGAGAAGGCGUCUCUCAGCAUGGAUGAAGCUGCUCGUCAGACCUCCUCACACUCCCUUGGCUCCGCCUCCUCCUACACGUCGGCCACGAUGCGACGGCCCGGAUCGUCUCAGCGCCAGCACCGACGCACGGGAUCCGUCGGCACAGUCAGCGAACACGAGGCGCGUUCAAUCGUUCACUCCUCCCGCUCCUCCGUCACCUCGGGGUCCGGCGUCUCUGUUAACUCCGCCUCCUCCAUGGACUCGUUGGACAGCGUCCUUUGCUCCGAUGAACCGGACGGUCAGCAGCCCUCAGUGCUGCCCUCAGCUGCCGGAGCCGGUCAUGGUCAUCCCCACACGGAGCACUCCUAUCUGGACAGGGAAACCUCUCUGAUUCUGAGAAACAUAGCAGGGAAACCCUCCCACCUGCUGACCAAGGUGACGCCCCAUUCCCUUCUGCACGCCCCCCCCCCCUCCUUUGUAUCUCCAUGCAUGAAGCAAGAAUCAGGCGCUCUUCCCGGCAUGCACCAUCCUCAGAUCCAGAAGAAGUCUCAGUACAUCAAGUACCUCUGCUGUGACGAUGUCAGAACCCUCCAACAGUGGAUCAACAGUAUUCGAAUCGCCAAGUACGGGAAGCAACUGUACAUCAACUUCCAGGAGGCGAUGAGGAGGACGGAGGCGGCCUAUGAUUGGUCCUCCCUCUCUUCUUCCUCCAUCAAGUCAGGAUCCAGCUCCAGCCUUCCAGAGUCCCAGUCCAACCACUCCAGCCAAUCGGACAGCGGCGUGUCAGAGAUGACGUCAUCGGGCCACACCCGCUCCCAGAGCGCCGUCAGCUCCAUCUUCUCCGACGCCUGGAGGAGAGGAACGCAAGGAGAGAUGAUGAGGAUCGACCCUAUCAGUAGGCCUAUCCCUGUCCAGAUACUCUCCCCCCAGCCCCUGAUCCCGCCCUCCCGGACCAGCUACACCGACGGCCUCGUCCCAUCUGACGAUUCCUCCCCGUCACCGCCCUCUCCACCUCCGCCCAUGGUGAAUGUGGCCCAUCAGACUACAACGACCCCCUCAUACAUCAAGUACAGCACGCUGGCUCGCCUGCAGAGCCAGAACCAGUCCUGGACGCAGCCGGCCGGAGCCGCCCCAUUACCUGCCCUUCCCAACCAGUCUACCAAAUCCAAUUACAACACCCUCCCAGCUCCUUACAGCACCUCCCCUCCGCUGCCACCGUCUCCCCCUCCUCCUCCGCCGCCUGUGACGCCGGCUGCUGGCUCCGCCAUGGCCGCGCUGAAAUUCGGUGCAAUAAGCCCCUCUGGGCUCCCACCGCCGCCCCCGCUGGAGGAGGAUGUGCAGGAGCCCUCCUACCUCCCGCCUCCUCCACCGGAGAGCCCGGAGGCCAACGGGUUACCUCUGCCUCCCCCACCAGAGCCCAUCUCCGACCUCUGCAAUAACUUCUCCAACAGUGGCCUCCAGGAGUUCCUGUCACAGAAGUUUCCUCACAUGGUGUAUGACUUCAGCCAAGAGAUGAUUGAGGAUAAUUCUCCUCUUCCACCUCCAGCCGAGCUUUCUCCUCCAGCCACCCUGCAAGUUCUCCGGCCUCUGUCCCCCAACGCGCCCCCUCCUGCCCCUCCCAAAACCUUCACUGGUGGUUUUCCCCCUCAAACCGCCCGCAAACCCUCGGGUCCUUCUUCCCUUCCAAUCGCCCUGUCACCUGUGUCACCAACUCAGUCCUUUGGCGGUCAUGGGCCAGUUAAAAAGCAGCAGAGUUUCUCAACAGGACAUUCCCCAAAUCAGCCACCUCCCACUCUGCCGAAGCAGCACAGCCUCUCCUCCAAAAACCUAACCAUCUCCCCCUCCUCCUCCUUUUCCUCCGUCUCCAUCGCGGCCGCUACCUCCUCUUUGGUCAAACAGAUUGUCAAUCAGUUCCCAGGAAACUCUGCCCCUUCCUCUCUGCCCGCCUCCAAUUCCAUGGAAGGAUCGAAGUUCACCGCUCCUCAGUCUCCCCCGGCAGUCAAGGCCAAACCAAAGUGGCAGCCAGGAGGCGUUGUGGCUCCGCAGUCCCCAGAGUUCCCCCCACCUCCUUCUGACAGCUCGAUUGGAGAGUUCCCUCCACCCCCGUCUUCAUCCUCCUCCAAGACGGGCUCCCCCAUAAAAAAGUCGCCUUCCACCUCGUCCACGGGAUCCAACAAGCGUGGGCCUCCGCUGGCCCCGCAGAGAGCCUCCUCCAUCCGGUGUAGCUCAGCGGGCGAGACCCAGGAUGAGAGGCCAAACAAGGUGGAGAGCCUGGUCAGCAAAUUUGGCCAAACUCCUCAAACGGGUACCUCGUCCAGCUCCUCGUCGGCGACUGGGUCUCCUUCGAAAGAUUCCUCUGCACUUCCUGCUCCGCUUCCGAAGCCGGGGAAGCUGAACUUGGCGAACCUGCCGUUGGCCCUCCAGGGGCUGCAAACAUGCCAGCACCAUCCGCCCUCUGAGUUCCCAUCCCCUCCUCCCCCACCUCCCCCCGCCCAGCCUCCUCACCUCGACUCAUCCCCCGACUACUUCCCGCCUCCCCCCAGUGACUUUGAGCUUUUCCCUCCUCCUCCCCACCCGUCAGAGUUCCAUCACCCGCCAAAGGUGGCCGUGGUGAACCCCCAGCCUCAGAUGCAUCCGCCUCAACAGUCGGCACCUUCCUCCUUGUCGUCGUCGUCAUGGAAACAAGGGUCAUUGAAAAAGGGGGCCGUCCUUCCUCCGACACUGAACCGGCGGAUUAGCAACACGACCCAGUAUGACAACACGACGUCGAUGCCCCUCUCUCCGCCUCCUCUGUCUCAGACCCCGCCUCCCUCCCUGUCCUCUUAUUCCUCUUCCUCCUCUCCCAUCCCCCCCACCUCCCCGAAAUCCCCGGGGCCGAGCUCCCUGACACUGAAGCCCCACUUCCUGGAAGACCUCAACCGCACCCUGAAGAGGAAGUCGGUGUCCCGCCAUGGCUCGCUCACGUCUUCCCACCUCAUCCCCUCCUCUAAGAUGGAGCCUGUGGGCACCAUGGACGACAUGGCGCUGCUACCGCCUCCUCCCCCCGAGCUCCUGCAGCAGCAGGGCGUCCGAGGACACUCCCAAACUUUGUCUCGCCACCACACGCACUCCCACUCCACCAAACAUGCCAACAUCUCAGGCUAUGCAACGCUGCGGCGAGGCCCUCCUCCCGCUCCUCCAAAACGGGACCAAAGCACCAAACUGACCGGUGACUGGUAGGGAGCGAGAACGCUGGGUGGAGCCUAAAGAACUGAACUGACUAUUUAGGUCUCAUGCAGAGAAGAAAUAAUCAAUGUCUGUCUUGACUUGUCCGUCUCUCCUCAUCCUAAACCAUCCACCCUUGGUUUCCGAGCAAGUAGCAAGCCGUCUUUCCUACUCUUAAUCUAAGAUUAUGAUUGUUCCUAUUAUCCUCAUUAUUACUAUCAUUACCAAUACAUGUUUAACCCAAUGACAUGAGUAAAAAAAAAAUAUAUAUAUAUAUGUAUAUAUAUAUAUCUGUAUACAAGCAAGCCAGAAAAAUCACCUAUCAAGCUUUUUUCACAAUGUCUGUGCAGCUUUGCAUUGAAAUAUACAAAAGACAAGACUUGAAUGACAACAGAGACGAUGUGCUGCACAAUACCUGGUACUGCAUGGAGGAAGUAACGUUACCGAUGAAGGGAAGGAGGGACCAACGGAAGGAAGGAGAGGUGUUGAAGUGGGGCGACGUGUAUAGAAAUGUAUGUUGUGAACUGGGGGGGGGGGCAUUGCCAUUUAUUUCAAACUUUUUGUGUGUGUUUUUAUAUAAGAUUAUUUAAUACUGGAAAGAUAUUAUUAUUAUUAUUAUAAUUAUUUUAAGUUUUUAAGAAGUGUCAAAAGAGAGUUUGACUGGACAUGGGUCUGUAUCUGAGUUACCGAACUCGUUCAUAUUUGGAUCAUUUCCUCUGAUUUUAUGUCUUUGUAUUUGGAGCAUCGUGGCUGGUUGGUUGGUGAGCCCACAGGAUAUAAGACUUAACUCAUAACUGCACACUGAUAGAAUACAUACGUUGUAAAUCAGAUAGAUAACCUGCAGGUAAGGCUGUGCUCAGAUUACAGGCGUUUUUUGUUCUCACGCGUCCCCUUCUCUCUGUAAGGUCCGAUGUCUUGGAGGCAAUCGGGACGUAGCGUGCACAUUUAGAUCUACCUUGACCUCCCCGACCUCAGCUGUCCAAAUAACAGAUCAUCCAGAUUUAAACUUGUUAAUAGUAUCAGUGCUGUCCCAAAGACGCCCUUUAAAUCUGAGCUCAGCCUGAGCAACAUCAAAACUAUUUGGAAACAUGUUGAUGGCAGACUUGGAAUAAACUCUAUAUUCAGUUUAUUCAACUUAGCAGUGAGGUAAUUCUUUGGUACCCGGCUACAAUGAACACUGUGACAGAAGGAGAUCAAGGAUUUGCUGGGUAAAUAAGUCAUGUUUGUCAUCUUUAACAACUGGUCACUUUUGCUCGUAGUUAUUAAACGAUUUGUGUUUACUUAAGCCCAGGGAACAAGUGCCUGAAAAAACUAAACGAAGCCCUGGAGGAGCUGGUGUGGGACAACAAGCAGCAACUAACACCGGUGGUAGUCAAACUAGCGCCACCCAGUGGUAGCAUCAAACAAUGUGCUCAUGCCGGGAGGCCUCAGUUGCAGCUGAACAGAAUUUGACAGGAGAAUCCUGUAACUGCUCCAACAUCCAGAUAUGAUUCGUUAUUUCUGAGUCGGGGUCAUUUCUGUGUGUUGCUUCUGCUCCUGCUGUUGUAAACAACAACAUUGUUUGUUGUUGUCACUUUAAACUGCAGCCUCAUCUACUGCGUUAGGUAUUCUAAUGAGGGACAAACACAGAGCUUCUUUGAAUUUUGCCUAAUUUCAGCCAGAUAUUUGAAAUCAUAACUUGAUUAACUGUAAGUCAAUAGACGGGAAAUUCAUCUGCAACAAGUUUUAUAAUAAUUGAAGUUGUGUUUAAAGCAGUAUCUCAAACAUGUAUUGGUUUUCUUAUGAUGGUGACCUGAAAUCUGUUGGGUUUUGGACUAUUGUUUGGACAGAAUUAGGAUUCUAAAUAUAGGCACAAGCUAUUCUCUGACCCUACUGACAUUACCUUAAGUGCUUAAAGGGUUUCCACACAAAGAGAAAGGAAGAGUGCACCAGGAGGUGUUGUAAGCACUCUAAAGCAGCAGCAGCAGCGGCACUUAGAGGAAGAGGCCUAAUGGAUACACCUCUGAGUCGCUUUGGGGAUGAGUUAUCUAGUUAGUCAGUACGUAAUGUCAGACAGGUCUGAUUGUUGUCUUUAGCAACAUGUUUGAAUGUCUGUUAGUCAGCGAAUAGUCCCAAUAGUAUGUUCCAUACAUCAGAUUAGAUACCCAGUCGGUUCAAUAGUUAGCUAGUCUGCGGGCAUCCUUCCACACUUUUACAGUUACAGAAACAUGAAACAAACUGUGUCCAGAUCAGCUGAUAAAGGCUUUUUUUAACAAUACAUUUACUGGUCAUAGGUUUUUUGAUGUGCAGCUGAACGUCGGUCUGGUUUCCUGUAUUUUAUCUCCGUUGCAGUAGAUUCAAAUGAUCCGCAUGUCCACCGGUGCAACAGCACAGACGCCAACUCCAGCUGUGAUUUUUAACGUGCAAUCGUUUCUGUUUUUUGAAGUACUCUGAUUUUAAUUUGAAUGUACAAUUGUCAUAGUUACAAAAUUUGUUUCAAUUAGUUUUAUGAUCAAAUCUGUUUUGUGAUAUUGUUCGGGGGGGGGGGGAAUUCACCCGAGGGAAGUACUUCCUGUGCCCACUGCCCUGCAGGAAAAUAAUCACUAAGUCUACAUCAUGGUGUAUUUCAGUGACACUCGAGAACAACAUGCAGUUUAAAACUGAUCAAUGUCGUGAAACAUCUUGCUCAAGGACACCCGGCAGAGCACACGGCUGCUGGGGUGUCAAACCUGCUGUUGCAUUUAAAAUAAAGGAGAAAUGAGUCAAACCAAA